AUGCUUGAGGACAUCCAGCGUAAGUUUGUGUCAGCAGUGCUCCAAGAGUUCAAAGAUGUCUUCAAGACGUACGUCAACGACACGUUAUCUACAAGGGAGCUUCACUGUCAAACCCUGAGGGCAAAUCAUACCCACCUAGCAGAUCUUAAGAGCCAUCGGACGUGCUUCUCCUGCUUCCUGCGCAUGCCAGAGAAGGUGCUUACAUGCGGCCAUGCCUUAUGCGAUACAUGUAUUCGCAUUUUUGGAGCUCGCUCCCGCUCCGAGAGAAACACCUUUGAGCUCACAGAAUGCAUUCUAUGUGGAGUCAAUUACAAGAGUUGUAUAUUUCGUUUUGUACCUCCAACAGCGGGCAUACGCACGCUGAGUAUAGAUGGAGGCGGCGUUAGAGGCGUGAUUCCCCUUGUCUUCCUUCAGCAUCUCGACCGCACACUUGCGCCGCUAGGCUGCGCGAUCAAGGAUCACUUCGAUUUCGUAUGCGGCACCUCAGCUGGCGGUCUUGUUGCUAUAGGCAUGUUCUUGUUACAAUGGGGCGCAACGGAGUCCAUAGAGCGGUACGAGCAAGUGGCUGCAAAGACAUUCGGCAGACGAAAAGCCUUAAUAUCAAGGACUCUUCAACUUAUUGUUGCAUAUGUUGAGGACGGCCAGUACAGUCUCGCUGCUGUUCAGGAAGCGUUUAGGAAGACGUUCAACUCUCCUUUGCAGAUGUUCAACCCGCUGCGGAACGACACCAAGGUUGCUGUCACCACUACUGCGGUUGAUGAUUCGCUUCCAUGGUUAUUCACUAACUACAAUGGGGGAAAACGGCCUAAAGAUGUUGGGUACGAUGUCGUUCGCGCUGAGAAAGCGCAAAACGAUAUUACUGUCAGUGAUGCGGCAUGUUGCACAUCGGCCGCGCCUUGGUUUUUCAAACCGCAAGCGGUAGGCAGCCUAGGCACCUACCAAGAUGGGGGUUUACAACAUAACAACCCAGCCAGCAUAGCUCAGUGGGAAACUCGUUUCCUUUGGCCCCGCAAAGAAAGUCCUGAUUUCGCUCUUUCACUUGGUACCGGGUUUGCGGCGGAGUCGGCGAGCUUAGGACUUGCUAUCCCGCGUUUCUAUACCCGCUUGUUCAAAAGCUUUAUGCGAAAUCUGAACGGCGAAGACGCAUGGAUACGCUUCUACAAUUCUUUAGAUCCGAGGGUACGUCCUAGGUACCACCGGCUAAACGUAAAGUUCACCGGCCCCGAGCCUAGCUUAGACGAUGCAAAGCAGAUACCCGGUCUCAAGGCGGUAGCCCUACGAAAGAUCGAUGAGGAUAAGAUCACUUUAACGUCAGUGGUGGACUCAAUGCUAGCUUCCAUGUUCUACUUUGAGUUGGACGCUAUGCCCAUCCUUGACGGAGAUGGUUACCUUUGCUUGGGCUACAUCCACUGUCGCCUUGAUCUCCCAGUCGAAGGUCUCCGCUACUUGUACAAUCAGCUACUAGAAACCUCUUCGUGGUUUCUUAUUUAG
Alternaria atra is the source of this 1491-nucleotide messenger RNA. RefSeq lists its product as uncharacterized. Gene Ontology annotation, cellular component: membrane. The transcript has 4 exons. The coding region runs from base 1 to 1491 and encodes 496 amino acids. The record is from RefSeq and is a predicted model, not a curated record. NCBI's taxonomy places the organism in Eukaryota, Fungi, Ascomycota, Dothideomycetes, Pleosporales, Pleosporaceae. Gene Ontology annotation, biological process: arachidonate metabolic process.